Molecule: messenger RNA, 1122 nt
Organism: Penicillium oxalicum
Lineage: Eukaryota; Fungi; Ascomycota; Eurotiomycetes; Eurotiales; Aspergillaceae
Product: 3-deoxy-7-phosphoheptulonate synthase
Exons: 4
Coding region: 1-1122 (373 amino acids)
Biological process (GO): aromatic amino acid biosynthetic process
Cellular component (GO): cytoplasm
Molecular function (GO): 3-deoxy-7-phosphoheptulonate synthase activity
Source: RefSeq, a predicted model, not a curated record
AUGUCGUUCUUCAUUGAAAAUCCCCAUGUCGGGGACCACAACAACCUGGAAGAUUCACGAAUCCGCGGUUAUAAUCCCCUUACACCCCCCAACCUUCUUCAGCAUGAAAUCUCCUUGACGGAGAAGUCGCGGGAAAGCGUAUUGAAGGGACGUCAGGAAGCGGUUGCGAUCGUGCAUGGUACUGAUACCGAAAGGCAACGUCUGAUGGUCGUGAUCGGCCCUUGCUCGAUUCACGACCCGGAGAUGGCUUUGGAAUACUGCGAUCGAUUGAUGAAAAUGAAGGAGAAGUACGCUGAUGACCUUCUGAUCGUCAUGCGCUCGUAUCUCGAGAAGCCCCGAACGACAGUUGGCUGGAAGGGCUUGAUCAACGACCCGGAUAUCGACAACAGCUUCCAAAUCAACAAGGGUCUGCGCGUGUCUCGACAGCUCUUCGUCGAUUUGACGAACAAGGGUAUGCCCAUUGCCAGCGAGAUGCUUGACACCAUCUCCCCUCAGUUCUUCUCCGACUGUCUUUCGGUCGGUGCGGUCGGUGCCCGGACCACCGAGUCUCAGGUUCACCGUGAGCUGGCCUCCGGUCUGUCCUUCCCCGUCGGUUUCAAGAACGGCACGGACGGCUCGCUCGAUGUCGCAAUCGAUGCUAUUGGCGCCGUUCAACACCCUCACCACUUCCUUUCAGUCACCAAGCCUGGUGUUGCCUCCAUCGUCGGAACCGUUGGCAAUCCGGAUUGCUUCGUCAUUCUCCGUGGCGGCAAGAAGGGCCCCAACUAUGAUGCCGCUAGCAUCAAGGAAGCUAAGGCCAAGCUGGAGGCCAAGGGUGUCGCUCCUCGUCUGAUGGUUGACUGCAGCCAUGGUAACUCCGAGAAGAACCACAAGAACCAGCCCAAGGUCGCCAAAGUGCUCAGUGAGCAGAUCGCCGCGGGCGAAACUGCAAUCAUGGGUGUCAUGAUUGAGAGCAAUAUCAACGAGGGCAACCAAAAAGUCCCGCCCGAGGGCAAGGCUGGUCUCAAAUACGGAGUGAGCAUUACUGACGCCUGCAUCAACUGGGAGGACACCGAGACAACACUAGAGACGUUGGCUCAGGCCGUACGUGCUCGGAGGGAGAAACUCAACGGUAGCGCUUAA